Messenger RNA from Paramecium primaurelia, 741 nucleotides. The record is from the annotation of a GenBank genome assembly. NCBI's taxonomy places the organism in Eukaryota, Ciliophora, Oligohymenophorea, Peniculida, Parameciidae.
AUGCUUGAAUUAGAGCCCAAGUUAUAGUACCAAGCCCAGAAAAUAAAAAGCAACAAUUAUUAGAUUUUAAUAAAAAAAUGCAUAUGAAUUGAAUUAAAAGCUGGCUAAUUAAAAUUCAGAUUUACUUGUUGGUAUAAUAAACUCAGAAAAUAAUUAAGAUCAGCUCAGGUCAUUUAAAAAAUUAGAAUCUAAUUACACAAAUAAUAGGAUUAUCACUAGACUUUUGAAACAAAAUUAAAGGAAAUCGAAAAAAAUUUCAACACUGCUAAAAAGAAAAAUUAAGCUUACAAACAGAUGAAAACUCUCGCAAUUCUAAAUCCAAAGAAAAAAGAUGGAGGAAUGUAUCGAUAUUAUAUGAAUAAAUAUGAAAAUAUCUUCUAUCAUCCUCGCACCAUAAAAAACUUUUUUCAAAAAAGGAACAAUUUGAGAGAACCGAUUUACCAACUUUACACCCUCUAUGACACGAAGAAUUUUAAGAACUACUAGGUAAAUUAUCCAUAGGUAAAGCAAUUACAAGAGAUGGUAGACCCUAUCAAUAAAAAUAACAAAUACUGGUUUAGUAGUGCAAUUAUCACCGAUAUAUCAGCAACUAUUUAAUAUAUACUUAGACAAUUUAAUGAAAAAAUCUAUAAAAUUAAUCUGGUUUAAUGGAGAUUAAAUAUUUGGCUUAAGUUGAUGAUAUCGUAUUUUGGAUAUAGCAUAAAAAUAUUUAAUAGUUUCUCAGAUCUUUAGAAAAAGUGA